This is a messenger RNA of Quercus lobata, 1582 nucleotides long. RefSeq lists its product as uncharacterized. The record is from RefSeq and is a predicted model, not a curated record. The coding region runs from base 1 to 1401 and encodes 466 amino acids. NCBI's taxonomy places the organism in Eukaryota, Viridiplantae, Streptophyta, Magnoliopsida, Fagales, Fagaceae. The transcript has 4 exons.
AUGAAAUUGCGUUUCCAUGGCACAACGGUAAAUAAAUUGAAAUUCAUUUUCCACUGCAGCCGGACCCCACUGAUCAGAAAAACACGUUCUCCUGUCAUCUCUACCCUCAUCUCUUCAGUUCUUCACGCCAUCAUCAGUCUUCACGCCCAAAUAUUCAUCUCAUCUCUCCUCUCCUCUCUACUCUCUCCGAACUCCAUUACUCCUCUCACCCACCUCCAUUACUGCUCUGACCCAUCAAAAUUCCAUCUCAGCCCUCACGGAUCUGGCGCCUUUACUCCUAACAUAGCUUCAUCAACGCGUCAAACUCCCAAUUUUCGAAGAAACCCCUAUUUUGCUAAGGACGCUCUGUUGCCAAGGAAAAGGCAACUCACACAGUCUGAAGGGGUCGGUCAGAUGGACGCCUCACUCCCUUCCUCAUCCACCUCUCGAGUUCAUUACAGAGCCCCUGCUUCGUCCUCUGCUUCGUCCUCUGCUUCCUCUUCUGACCGUGCUCCCUUACUGAUGGAUGAUUCCGACGAUAAGAAGUGGCCUGAAGCAGUCGAGAGAUAUUUUAUUGACAUCUUGUUAGAAGAGGAUGCUAAAGGGAAUAUGCCCCAAGGCCAGUUCAAGACUGGAACUUGGACAGCAGUUGUCAAUGAGUUUAACAAGCGUGCGUCUAAGAGUUACACCAAGGCACAACUUACCCAAAAAUAUCAACGGCUGAAACAGAGACACCGCACUUUCUCCCAGCUCAUCGCACGUACCGGAAUGGGAUGGGACCCCAUUUCAAAUACAGUGACGGCCAGUGACGAAGCUUGGGCUGCUGCAUUUGCGGUCAAUCAUAAAUUCAAGGACUUCAGGAAAAAGGGGAUGAGACACUAUGAGCUGUUGGGCCCUCUUUUCAAUUCAAACACAGCCACGGGUUUCCUGCAAAUGUCAUCUGCCCAACCAGCUCCCAAUAGUGAUGAAGAGAGAGAACUUGAUGCAGCCUUUCUAUCUGAGGGGGUACAUGUCAAUGUCAGCACCGACGGUUUCGAUGACGUGGAGGAGCUGCCCACACCGAGUGAAGCCCAAAGCCGGAGGCAAGCUGAAAAACGGCCAGCUGAAGCAUCUCAUUCAAGUGGAAAAAGGAAGAAAGGGCACUCCCUUGAAGCCAUGACUGAGGCAAUAUGGGGUUUUACUGACAUGAGGACCCGUCGGGGGAAAAAGUCCAUCGACACAGGAGACUCUGCUGUGGGGGCUGCCAGUGAGUCAGUUACAGCAGCUGUAACUCUUCUGAACCAGCACACCGAUGUCGAUCAUGUCACGUAUUGCAAGGUCGUGCAAGAACUUCAUCAUGCCAAGAGUAGAGCCGCUUUUUUUGCCAUGACGGCUGAUAGAAGAAGGGCCUGGAUUGACUUUAUUGGGGGUGGAUUGCAGUAGUGGUGGUUGUGGUUGACAGUGUAGGAAGUUAACUAAUGAUGUGCCUAAGUGUAGACAGCCUAGAAAGUUAGUUAGUAGUCUUAGUUUGGUUUAAUGUGAAUACGCAAAGUUUGUAUUAUGUUUAUACUAUGAACAAUGUUUGCUUUAUGCCUUCCUUUGUUAUGUUAACCUCCUUGGGACA